AUGUCCGACCUACUACUACAGACCCGUGCGGUCCCUUCUCUAUACAAAAACUCUGCGAAACCUUCUACAAAGUCAAAUACCAAAGCGAAAAGACCGCCCGUCUCUUCGGUUCCCGUGGUGAAUACCCUACAAAAGGCCAUCAGACAGGCGAACGAUACGUGGCAGUGGUGCAAAGAUGGUUUGACAGAAGACCAGCGCCUAAAGAUCAAACAGCUGGAGGAGAGGAAGCAAAACCUUUGCUUAGGCAUGCAAAAUGCCGAGUCUCAUGUUCAAUGGGAAGCUGCAGCGAAAGAACUAGACAGCCUCGAAGGCAACGACGAAUGGAAACGAGAUGCUUCCACAGGCGACUAUAACCCCGAACUGAUCCAAGAGCGACUCGACGCUUUGGACGAUGCCCGCACGAAAUGCGACGUUCACACAAUGAUGCACUUGAUCCGUACGGCUUUGUCCCGCGAUCUCGGCGGCAUGGACAACGUUGAUCUAUACCGACACUCCUAUACCGGAACGAAACGUCUUAUCGAACGAUACGUCGAGUCGACAAUUAAAACAAUAGACGCCGUCGUGACCCAAAGCCGACUCGACCAGAGCAUUGAGAACAGAGAUUUGCUCGAAGGUAUUCUGUUCGCCCGACAAAGCUACGGCCGAAGCGCAUUACUCCUAUCCGGGGGCGGCACCUUUGGCAUGUCGCAUAUUGGUGUUCUCAAGGCCCUAUUUGAAGCGAAAUUGCUGCCAAGGAUCAUUUCGGGCGCAAGCGCGGGGAGCAUCGUCUGCGCUGCCAUGUGCACACGAACCGACGAAGAAAUCCCGCUCCUUAUUGAAGAGUUUCCAUACGGAGAUCUCGCCGUGUUCGAGGAUCCAAGUGGUCAAGAUGGUGUUUGGAGUAACUUGCGUAGGUUGUUAACGGAGGGGAGUUGGUCUGACAUCAAGCAUCUCACCCGGGUAAUGAGAGGGUUGAUGGGCGACAUGACGUUUCAGGAAGCAUAUAACCGGACACGUCGCAUUCUCAACAUUUGCGUGUCGACUGCCUCCAUGUACGAACUACCUCGUCUGCUCAACUACGUGACAGCGCCAAAUGUCAUGAUUUGGUCUGCAGUCGCAGCUUCAUGCUCUGUCCCGCUUGUCUUUAACGCUGCACCUUUACUUGUCAAGGAUCCGAUUACAGGCGAGCAUCAACCCUGGAACCCCACGCCUCAGCGAUGGAUUGAUGGGUCAGUGGAUAAUGACUUGCCAAUGACUCGACUGUCAGAAAUGUUCAACGUCAACCAUUUUAUCGUUUCUCAGGUCAAUCCUCAUGUCGUGCCUUUUCUUUCCAAGGAUGACCACUUGUCGCCUGUCAGAAAGCCUGACCACAUGCAACAGACCACUGGCGAUAACUACGAUUGGGUGUAUAAAAUGACAUCGCUUGCGCGCGAUGAAGCAUUGCAUCGACUUCAUUUUCUCGCUGAAUUAGGCAUCAUGCCCAACCUUGCCACAAAAUUCCAGAGUGUCCUCAGUCAAAAAUACUCUGGCGAUAUCAACAUCCUUCCCGAUAUGGGUAUUAAUGAUCUGCCUCGGCUACUACGCAAUCCUAGUCCCGAGUUCAUGAUGCGAGCUUGCCUCAUGGGUGAGCGAGCUACAUGGCCCAAAUUAAGCCGCGUACGCGACCGUUGUGCGAUUGAGUUAGCGUUAGAUCGAGCUGUACAUAGACUUCGCGCUCGAGUGGUCUUUUCAGAAAGCCAACGUGAUCUUCGACGUUUGAACGUCACUGCUGGAAAUAUUCCGCUUAAACUACCUGUUAGAAUCAAGGAGGGGCAGACAAUUAUUGAGCCUCCCAGUGAGGUUAAGGACCAGAAGAGACAUCGUCGCAAGUCUGGAAGCAGUCUGCAUGUCGCACCCAGGCAAUGGCUAUUGAUGGAUACAGCCACCAUUACAGAUGAUGAGACAGAACAAGAGGAGCGCAUUGAAAUGGAGUCUCGUCGCCGAGCUGGGUCACCCGUCGCUCAGCGCAAGCCGUCCCGUCUCAAACGAUCAUCACGCUCCCAAGUCCAUCUUCACACUCGAGCUACCCUGUCAGCCGUUGUCGAUGCCGAAGAAGUUAACCCGACAUUUAACUUUUCCAAACCCAUCACACCCCCACUAAAAAGCCCAAGAGGAAGUGUGUCGCAAUCCAUGUCUGAUGGGUCAGAACAGGCGACGCCAGAACUUAAACCACAGGACCACAUUACCUCCGAGACGGAAAAAAAAGACAUGAGCGAGGAUCUUCCCUCAAGUGAUCACCGAGAGGAUGCAGAUCUGAGCGACGUUGACACAUACAAAGUGUAUCAAUUGGGGGAGAAAGCAAUGACUGUAGAUGAGCCUCCUCCUGGACCAGCAGCGCGUGCGGGCUGGAUACUAUGGGACUAG
Molecule: messenger RNA, 2382 nt
Organism: Fusarium pseudograminearum CS3096
Lineage: Eukaryota; Fungi; Ascomycota; Sordariomycetes; Hypocreales; Nectriaceae
Exons: 2
Coding region: 1-2382 (793 amino acids)
Biological process (GO): lipid metabolic process
Molecular function (GO): triacylglycerol lipase activity
Source: RefSeq, a predicted model, not a curated record